CUUGAGCCACCGCGCCCGGCUAUUCUCUUUAGCUGUUUACACACCCAUUCUGUAUAAUUAGACGUCAUUGUGCAUUCUUCACUUUUAUCGCUUAUUACGUCAGCGGCAGGUUUGUAAUACCAACACACGUAAACUUUUACAGCCAGCAUUUCAGGGGCUGCAUAAUUCCCCACCAGGUUGGCACACUCCCCUGGGUGUCCCUUCUCUCCCCUGGGAGACCUCUGGCAGAGGUCAGGAUACGGUGGGAAGUGUCUGGACUUGGCCGCCAGCCAGGCUGGAUCCAGGUGUGGCCUCUGGUGGCCCCGAUUAGCUCCAUGACCCUAGAUCUGAACAGCAAUGUCUUGUGGCUCUGAGGUGUUGGGAAGUGGAAUAUCUUCAGUGCCAAGCUGAGGACACCGCACUUCCUUCCUGCCGUGGUGGGAACAGUCACUGGCCAGCACUCUCCGGGCGCGGGCUGGUCAGUGCGCAUCUUUUAGCAUUCAGGUAGCUGGAGGAGGAUGGAUGGGAUGGGUCAGAGAACCAGACCCAGGCUAGGGAAACCGGUCGAAAGCUUGCGGGCCCGGUGAUUCAUGAUGACAUGUGGAAACUUCUUUUCUGAUUCCGGAGCCAAAGAACAAUCUCAGAGGAUAGAGUGUCUUUUCCCUCUGAGCUCUCCAGGAGCUGAAAUCCCUUUGCUCAGGAAUGGAAAUUGACACUGGGCUGCUGCUGCUGUUUCCUGAGUGACUGGAUUGUUUGCCCUAGAAUUAGGAUUUAUUCAAGAACAUUAAGCUUACUUUUUCUAAAUCGGAUUCCCACUGGAAAUUCGUUGUAUGAAUCUUAUUACAAGCAGGUCGAUCCAGCAUACACAGGGAGGGUGGGGGCGAGUGAAGCAGCGCUUUUUCUAAAGAAGUCUGGCCUCUCGGACAUUAUCCUUGGGAAGAUAUGGGACUUGGCUGACCCAGAAGGUAAAGGGUUCUUGGACAAACAGGGUUUCUAUGUUGCACUGAGACUGGUGGCCUGUGCGCAGAGUGGCCAUGAAGUUACCUUGAGCAAUCUGAAUUUGAGCAUGCCGCCACCUAAAUUUCACGACACCAGCAGCCCUCUGAUGGUCACACCGCCCUCUGCAGAGGCCCACUGGGCUGUGAGGGUGGAAGAAAAGGCCAAAUUUGAUGGGAUUUUUGAAAGCCUCUUGCCCAUCAAUGGUUUGCUCUCUGGAGACAAAGUCAAGCCAGUCCUCAUGAACUCAAAGCUGCCUCUUGAUGUCCUGGGCCGGGUCUGGGACCUCAGUGACAUUGACAAGGAUGGGCACUUGGACCGAGACGAGUUCGCUGUGGCCAUGCACUUGGUGUACCGAGCCCUGGAGAAGGAGCCCGUGCCCUCCGCCCUGCCCCCGUCCCUCAUCCCCCCCUCCAAGAGAAAGAAGACUGUGUUCCCUGGCGCCGUCCCUGUCCUGCCUGCCAGCCCCCCACCAAAAGACAGCCUCCGCUCCACGCCGUCCCAUGGCAGCGUCAGCAGCCUCAAUAGCACAGGGAGCCUGUCCCCCAAGCACAGCCUCAAGCAAACACAGCCAACAGUGAACUGGGUGGUGCCGGUGGCAGACAAGAUGCGAUUUGAUGAGAUAUUCCUGAAGACCGAUCUGGACCUGGACGGCUACGUGAGUGGCCAGGAGGUGAAGGAGAUCUUCAUGCACUCGGGCCUCACCCAGAACCUUCUAGCACACAUAUGGGCCCUGGCCGAUACGAGGCAAACGGGGAAGUUAAGCAAAGACCAAUUCGCGUUAGCUAUGUAUUUCAUUCAGCAGAAGGUCAGUAAAGGCAUCGACCCCCCUCAAGUCCUCUCGCCGGACAUGGUCCCGCCCUCAGAGAGAGGCACGCCCGGCCCGGACAGCUCGGGCUCUCUCGGCUCCGGGGAGUUUACUGGCGUGAAGGAGCUCGAUGACAUCAGUCAAGAGAUUGCCCAGUUACAAAGAGAGAAAUAUUCACUGGAACAAGACAUUCGAGAAAAGGAAGAGGCAAUCAGACAGAAAACCAGCGAGGUGCAGGAAUUACAAAAUGACCUAGACCGGGAAACAAGCAGUUUGCAGGAGCUUGAGGCUCAGAAACAGGAUGCUCAAGACCGCCUGGACGAGAUGGACCAGCAGAAGGCCAAGCUCCGAGACAUGCUGAGUGAUGUGCGGCAGAAGUGCCAGGACGAGACUCAGAUGAUCUCAUCAUUGAAAACGCAAAUCCAGUCUCAGGAAUCGGACUUAAAGUCCCAGGAAGACGAUCUGAACCGAGCCAAGUCGGAGUUGAACCGAUUGCAGCAGGAGGAAACCCAGCUGGAGCAGAGCAUUCAGGCCGGGCGAGUCCAGCUGGAAACCAUUAUCAAGUCCCUGAAGUCAACGCAAGAUGAAAUCAACCAGGCAAGGAGCAAACUUUCCCAGCUGCAUGAAAGCCGCCAGGAGGCCCACAGGAGCCUGGAGCAGUAUGACCAGGUGCUCGAUGGAGCCCAUGGCGCCAGCCUGACCGACCUGGCCGACCUGAGCGAAGGCGUCUCCCUGGCAGAGAGGGGCGGUUUUGGAGCCAUGGUAAAGGUUGAAUAAAUGUAUUACAGUACGGCGCUCUGGUCCCCGGGUGUGACAGCAGAACAUCCCACCCGCCAGAUCUGUUCAUGGCCAGCGUUGGUUCCAUCCGAGCGCAGGCGGCUGUCUCUUGGUUUUGCUGCCACUUUGUGCGUUCACACCAAGCCUCGCAGCCUGGCACAGGUGGCCAUGCUGAAUCCUGGCUUCCAGAACAAAGUCCAAGAUAGGCCAGGAUCCUUUCAAAACCUGUUUUGAAAGCCCUCCAUCUCUGCGGAAGCAUUACACUGGGCCAACCACCCAAAUUCAGAGGGCUUCUCAAACUUAACCAAAAUUGGAUCCGUUUCUACUCAUUGUGGAAACCCCACAUUCUACUGAUCGGGGGCAGGGGACAUCUGAGGGGUAUGUGUCUAUGGAUAUGUGUAUUUCCACAAGGAACACCUUGAAAAGCAAAUGUGUUGCUAAAGAUGAGGAAAUAAUGGCAGGCAGCCCUCCCAGGGUGUUCCUGUUUCAACUAAGAAUUGGCCUCUCCUGAAAUUUUGAUGAUGUUUAAAAACCUCUGCACUUUACUCCCAUCUCAUGACCUUAGAGUUGUGAUCAGGCCUGGGGCAGGGGACUGUUGGCCCCCUAGAUUUUUGAGAGAUCUCGAACCCCUGAUACCGAGACAGGUGUGAUCUUUUCCUAGGUGGUCACAUCCCCCCUGUUCAUGCCAGAGUCUGCCCCUGCAGCCUCGAACCUGGGGACAUGCAGCUUCCCAUUUUGUCUUGGUGCUGUUGCGGGAGCGGAUGGGCUGGGCCGCGCGGGUCUGGAUGUUUCCUUGGUGCUCUGCUGCCUCGAGCAGCUCUCUCCGUGCUGCCACCCUCUCUCCCCGGGCUCCUUCCUGGAGCCCUUCUGCUCGUGGGUCUGUGUUCGUCAUGGAUUCCUCUUCCUCCCUGGAAUAGGAGUGAGCGCUCAUGCUCUCUAAACACCACACUUGCCUCUUUAUGUUCAAUGCUUGACUUGUUCCUCUUCUCAGCAGCCGAGUCCUCAGUCCCAAGGAUUUAUGGGGAAGCACACGCAUCCCCUGGGCUGCUGGGAAGGCCCUGCUGGCGAGCUCAUCUGUCUCUUGUGUCUGGCCCACACUGGGUGUACUGCCUCCCUCUUUCCCCCCAGACUCUCUUUUCUCGUGGACUCGUAAUGAGGUGGCUUCCAUAGCCGCCCCCGGGCCCGUCAUCUUCAGCUUUAUCGUCUAAAUUUAAACAAUGAGCAUUCAUCCUUCAUGAAUUACGAGAAGCCAGAACUCUUCGCUUUGCUCCCUGACUGUUCUUGGCGUGUGUGUUUCCGCCUCACAACCCGGCUCCUACUUUCCCCAUCUGGCAUUGUCCCCUGGCACUGCUUCUGGCUUGUCCUGCUCAGUCUUCGUUCAGGGAACAGCUUCCUCUUCAACGUCCCUUUUGCAGGUUUUUAGAAACCGGUUUUCUUGGAUAAAAGUUGGCAGUGAAGUGGCAGUUUGCAAGAGGCCAGUGAUUCCCCCAACUCCAAAGACAGAUUUUUACCUUUCUUGUUAUUUUUGUUCAUCUUUUGGGCAGGGCAAAGGUUACAUGAGAGACAAUUACUUUGGGAAUGUAGAUAUAAGAUAUGUUACAUGGAAAUUUGCAACCGGCGUCCGAAAGAAAAACUGUCUUUAUCUUGUUGUACAAAUACAGUUUUUAAAGCAUUUUUCUGACUUGUUUCUAUUUCUUAAUAAAUACUUGGAAGAGA
This is a messenger RNA of Cercocebus atys (sooty mangabey), 4276 nucleotides long. It is a transcript of the gene EPS15L1, whose product is annotated as epidermal growth factor receptor pathway substrate 15-like 1. Gene Ontology annotation, cellular component: cytoplasm; plasma membrane; clathrin coat of coated pit. Gene Ontology annotation, molecular function: calcium ion binding; cadherin binding. Gene Ontology annotation, biological process: endocytosis; endosomal transport. NCBI's taxonomy places the organism in Eukaryota, Metazoa, Chordata, Mammalia, Primates, Cercopithecidae. The coding region runs from base 1046 to 2560 and encodes 504 amino acids. The record is from RefSeq and is a predicted model, not a curated record. The transcript is spliced from 16 exons.